Molecule: messenger RNA, 939 nt
Organism: Suillus clintonianus
Lineage: Eukaryota; Fungi; Basidiomycota; Agaricomycetes; Boletales; Suillaceae
Exons: 2
Coding region: 180-443 (87 amino acids)
Source: RefSeq, a predicted model, not a curated record
GAGUGAGGUAUGUGCUUUGUGACGACUUCUGGGGAUUAGGCUGUCCUUGUUUUUUGUUUUCAUACUUCUUCUUUGGCGAGCUUGACGUUGCGCUUACUCUUGUCUUGGUAGUGGCAUCCCUGCUGCGAUCGUAUGCCUCCUGCUGCUCUAAUAGGUAUCUGAUACAGAGGUUUCCGGCGAUGGAACCAGUGUUGUCUCAUUGCACGCUGUUCCUCACCGCAGCAGUACCAUCGGGGACCGUUCUUUUCAGUUUCCCUACCCGGAAAACACCCAAACUGCUAGUGUUCUCCCCGCCCUCCCGGAAUUCAUCUGGUACAAUUGUCGGUCCUGUGAUUGGAGCAGGCUAUUCUCCUCACACUCCGAGUCUUUGGUAUUUCUACGACGGCGAGCUGCCGCAAAACCGUCAGCACCUGUGUUUCACAUGUCAUGAGAUCCACGGGUGAAAGGUAUGACGGCGGCACAUCCCGCAGAUGAGCCAACGAAGAUCGGGUGCGUCAUUCUGACUCGAGCGCGUUUGUCCCAUCACAACAACAAGCAUGGCAUAGAACGCGAGCAGCGCCAAUCUGCAUUCGCCGUAUCGGACGCGUAUGGGGGACCUUGUGAAGGGGCACAUCACGAUCCUUAUAAUCCGGAUGGAGGAGCGUCAUCCAUAUGAGUAAAACGCGGCUUGCUCACACAGCAUCGAGCUGUACAACCACGUGCAAAUGAUGCGGGACAUCCGAAUGAUCAAGUGGCAAAGCACCAUAGUCCGUGGAGAAGCAACUGCGGCAAGUCAAAGGAGACGAUCAUCGAUCCGUCGCUAACCCCAAGAACAAUUCAUCUUAUCUGACGCUGUGCGUUAGCGCCGGGAUCGUAAAGCCACUGUGGGGCGUUGACGACCUUAAGACUGGAGACCUCAUCUUGAACGGCGAAGCGUAAUGACGCGGGCAGAAUCCAAAC